Messenger RNA from Owenia fusiformis, 1205 nucleotides. NCBI's taxonomy places the organism in Eukaryota, Metazoa, Annelida, Polychaeta, Sabellida, Oweniidae. The record is from the annotation of a GenBank genome assembly.
AUAUAUAGAGUAGACAACAACAGUAGUGAACAAACAACAAAAAAUUUACUGAAACAAAACAAGUUGAAUCAUAACAGGAAAAUGAAAAUGCUCUUGAUUAUACUCAUGCAGGUUUUUGCCGUAAAGGCCCAAGAUGCAGGCGAUUUUGAACUUGGUGACUACAAAGGGGCAUUGAUUGGUGAUCUGGUGACUCGAUCCAAUGACGUGACAGGGACUCUUUAUGCGCUUGGGCCAAACUUACUCUACCUUGAAAACUUCAACUUUGAUGGGGCAAAUGACUUUUCCUUCUUCUACAUUGGCUGCCGCCGGGCGUCGCCGGAGCCCAGUAAAGAAGGACUCCGAUUACUUCACUCCAAACAAGAUGAUCUCACGCCCGUGGAGACUGCAGUUAACCAGGGUCUUCUGAUUCCAUUCCCGUUCAGAAAAUACGUAUCUCUUGACCACUUUGCAUGGUUCUCUCUGUGGGACGAACAGAAUGAGGUCAGUCUUGCGGAUAUCUCAAUACCUGAAGACUUUGAAGAGCCACGUCCAUAUAUUUUAUCAGCUGAUGCCUUCACGUCUGAAGACGCUCGAGUGAACGCCGUCCGAAUCAUCAUGCGUACUGCGAGGAACGUUACUAUUCAGAGCUUUACAUUUGACGGCACAGGACUUGACGCCAACUUCUAUGCUGGAACCGGAGAUAGUUUAACUGCUACGAGUGGCGAAUUGGUGACUGUUGAGGAAGAAAACGACAGCACACUUGGCAUUUACGACAGAGCGACAUUGACGCUUCGACUUCCAGAGGAUUUGACUCUACUGGAUGCCGAUUGGAUCAUAGUGACAUGUCCUCAAUGUACUACGCCAUUUGCCCAAAUUGAGUUACCGGAUUAUCGCAACCUCCCUGCUGAUGUACAAAUCUUUUAAAUGGCAACUUUAGAUCCCCCUAGAGCUUGCAUAUGCAACUUCUUUUAAAGCUCGAAGCGAGUCUCCAUGAUAUUAUUUUUGUAUCUUUUCAAUUUAUGCAAUAAAAUUUUUAAUCAACUAUGAGCUCUUAUGUCUGUAUGUUUGAUCUUAGUUUAACGAUGCUGUCUACAAGUUCUUGGAAAAUAUCACAUUUAAUUCCAAAAUGGCAACUGAAUUUUACUGUCCAAAAUCAUGUUUUUGGCUAUAUUUCAAGUAGCAACAACUCCAAAAUUCUAAGUUUGCAUGAAAUUGACAAUGUACAA